This is a messenger RNA of Balearica regulorum gibbericeps (East African grey crowned-crane), 1344 nucleotides long. Its product is annotated as alpha-2,8-sialyltransferase 8E. Gene Ontology annotation, biological process: oligosaccharide metabolic process; N-glycan processing. Gene Ontology annotation, molecular function: alpha-N-acetylneuraminate alpha-2,8-sialyltransferase activity. NCBI's taxonomy places the organism in Eukaryota, Metazoa, Chordata, Aves, Gruiformes, Gruidae. The record is from RefSeq and is a predicted model, not a curated record.
AUGGGAUAUACUGACCCUUCAUCAAGCAGGGAUUUACUGGGAAACAGAACUUUGUUCUUCAUAUUCAUCUGCGCCUUUGCUGUGGUCACCUUGCUGCAGCAGAUUCUCUAUGGGAGAAACUAUCUCAAAAGGUAUUUUGAGUUUUAUGAAGGGCCUUUGGAAUACAAUUCUACCAAAUGCCUGGAAUUACGGCAGGACAUCAUUGAGGUGAAGGUUUUGUCUAUGGUGAAACAAACUGAAUUGUUUGACAGAUGGAAGAGCCUACAGAUGUGCAAAUGGGAGAUGAAUGUCACAGAAGCUAAUUUAUUCAAGUCAACUUUGUCGAGGUGUUGCAAUGCCCCUGCCUUUCUGUUCACCACCCAGAAAAAUACUCCUUUGGGAACUAAACUGAAAUAUGAAGUGGAUACUAGUGGAAUCUUCCAUAUCAACCAAGAAAUCUUCAAAAUGUUUCCAAAGGAUAUGCCGUACCACCGCUCCCAGUUUAAGAAAUGUGCGGUGGUUGGAAACGGAGGAAUUCUGAAGAACAGCAGAUGUGGCCAGGAGAUUGACAGUGCAGAUUUCGUGUUUCGAUGCAAUUUGCCUCCUAUAUCCGAGAAAUAUUUCAUGGACGUUGGGGUAAAGACGGAUGUUGUGACUGUCAAUCCCAGUAUAAUUACUGAGAGAUUUCAUAAGCUGGAAAAAUGGAGAAAACCCUUCUACGACGUGCUUCAGGUCUACGAGAAUGCUUCCGUGCUGCUGCCAGCUUUCUACAACACUCGCAACACGGAUGUCUCAAUCCGGGUCAAGUAUGUCCUGGAUGAUUUUGAAUCUCAGCAAGCUGUUUAUUACUUUCAUCCUCAGUAUCUUAUCAACGUCUCACGCUACUGGCUCAGCCAAGGGGUGCGGGCGAAGCGGAUUAGCACUGGACUGAUCCUGGUGACUGCUGCCCUGGAGCUCUGUGAAGAGGUUCACCUUUUUGGCUUUUGGGCCUUCCCCAUGAACCCCUCAGGGAUUUUUAUAACUCACCACUAUUAUGACAAUGUGAAACCUCGCCCUGGUUUUCAUGCUAUGCCCUCAGAAAUCUUCAAUUUCCUCCACAUGCACAGCAAGGGGAUCUUGCGGGUUCAUACAGGGACCUGUAGCUGCUGUUGACAAGGAUAUUUCUUCCUCUGGCACAGAAGUGUAACAGGAAUUCGAUGCCUGUGUAUGGUGUAGGAGGUUUUAUUACACCCUGAGAUUAUGCAAUAAUUGUUUGAUAUAAAUUUCCUCAAGGCAUUGCAUCCCAUAAGAUCUAGGAUACCAGCAUCUUCCCUGCUAGCAGAGUUGUGUCUGUAACAGUGUGGGAGAAGCAAAACUCCUCUGUCC